GGCUAUUGUGAAAACGUCAUUUGGGAUAUAAAUAGGGGGAAGUCAUCAUCAACCUACUGAACGACAUAGCUUGUUUUGGCUGUUCGGAUUGACCGAAGCAAGUCCUUCUGAAAGCAGUCCAGUUGUUGCAGUGCCAUGGCACGUACCAAGCAGACCGCCCGUAAGUCCACCGGAGGCAAGGCUCCCCGUAAGCAGCUGGCCACCAAAGCUGCCAGGAAGAGCGCCCCCUCUACCGGUGGAGUCAAGAAGCCCCACAGAUACCGACCAGGAACUGUGGCUCUGAGAGAGAUCCGUCGGUACCAAAAGUCAACAGAGUUGCUCAUCCGCAAGCUGCCCUUCCAGCGUCUUGUUCGUGAGAUUGCUCAGGACUUCAAGACCGAUCUGCGUUUCCAGAGCGCAGCCAUUGGAGCCCUGCAGGAGGCCAGUGAGGCAUACCUGGUGGGUCUCUUCGAGGACACCAACCUGUGCGCCAUCCACGCCAAGCGCGUGACCAUCAUGCCCAAGGACAUCCAGCUGGCACGGCGAAUCCGAGGGGAGCGUGCUUAAGAACACUUCUUUCUUGUACUCUGGUUUUUCUCUAAAUGGGUGAGGGUGGGGGUGGGUUGGGUGGGUGAGGGCAGGCAGAUGGGGUAAGUCUUUAAAUCUGAACUACAAAUGCUUGUUCUUGUAGGUUUUUUGCGUUUUAAUUUUUUGUAAUGUUUGGUAGGAUGGGUAGGGGGACAGGGGGAACUUGUGGGGGUAUAUAUAAAUAUAUUUUUCAGUUCUACAAGUAGGCAGCAUUGUGCAGAACAUUCCUAAAGUUCCUCUCAGGAUUUUACACUUCUAUUUUAGACUUUUGGUAUACUUCUGCCACCGUAUUUUAGUCUGCAUGAAUUAUGGUGACUUAGAUUGUCUCUAUUUUAUUUUUCCUCCAUUGUGGCCAUUUGGUUGUAAAUAAACGUUCCACUACCUCAA
Alosa sapidissima (American shad) is the source of this 954-nucleotide messenger RNA. RefSeq names its product H3 histone, family 3D (gene h3f3d). The coding region runs from base 136 to 546 and encodes 136 amino acids. The transcript is spliced from 4 exons. NCBI's taxonomy places the organism in Eukaryota, Metazoa, Chordata, Actinopteri, Clupeiformes, Clupeidae. Gene Ontology annotation, molecular function: protein heterodimerization activity; DNA binding; structural constituent of chromatin. Gene Ontology annotation, cellular component: nucleosome. The record is from RefSeq and is a predicted model, not a curated record.